Scomber scombrus (Atlantic mackerel) is the source of this 6761-nucleotide messenger RNA. Its product is annotated as glycogen debranching enzyme-like. Gene Ontology annotation, molecular function: 4-alpha-glucanotransferase activity; amylo-alpha-1,6-glucosidase activity. The coding region runs from base 87 to 4697 and encodes 1536 amino acids. The transcript is spliced from 35 exons. The record is from RefSeq and is a predicted model, not a curated record. Gene Ontology annotation, biological process: glycogen catabolic process; glycogen biosynthetic process. Lineage: Eukaryota; Metazoa; Chordata; Actinopteri; Scombriformes; Scombridae.
AGCCGUCAGCCGUCACUCUGUUCUCCUGCUGCUGCUCGGACCAGAGACACAACUAACAGGAGAUCAGGGGUCAGCCAACCUUCGAGAUGUUGCCUCAACACAUGAAGCAGAUCCGAGUCCUGGUGCUCAACGACAAGGAGAAUUUAGAGCGGACUCUGUUCAGGCUUGAUCAAGGGUUUGAGCUCUACCUCCAGCUUGGCCCCAGUCUUCAGGGGAGGACCGUUACAGUAUACACAAACUACCCACUUGAAGGACAGCCGUUUCAGCGUAAGAACUACCGUGUUUUGAAGUGGAACAACCCAACGGGAAGAGAGGAUGACUCUGAUAAGUUCUGCACUCUGGACCUGAAAGUAUCCGGGUCCUAUCAGUACUACUUUUCUCAUGGAAUCUCAGAUCGGUCAGGAGGAGGCUACUUCGUCGUCAACCCGGUCCUUCAAGUCGGACCAGAAAGCCACGUCCUUCCACUAGACUGCAUCACCAUCGAGACCUACCUGUCCAAAUGUCUGGGACACCUGAAUGACUGGCCGGAUAGAUUAAGAGUGUCCAAGGAGUCAGGAUACAACUUGAUCCACUUAACGCCCUUACAGACUCUGGGAGAGUCCAGGUCCUGCUACUCCUUGGCUGACCAGCUGACCUUUAACCCAGAGUUCAGUCCAGAAGGUCAGAACUACGGCUGGACCGACGUAGGGGGGCUGGUGGAGAAGAUGCGGAGGGACUGGAACAUGCUGUGUAUCACUGAUGUGGUGUAUAAUCAUACUGCGGCUAACAGUGGCUGGAUCCGAAAACAUCCCGAGUGUGGUUACAACAUGGUGAACUCUCCUCACCUGCGUCCAGCCUGGGUCUUAGACAGAGCUAUCUGGCAUUUAACCACCAGGGUGGCGGACGGACGCUACACAUCUAAAGGACUUCCUCCUGAUAUUACCAACGAUGCCCAUCUUAAUGCCAUCCGCAGCGUGUUGUGGCAGGAUGUGUAUCCAGAGAUCAAACUGUGGGAGUUCUUCCAGAUCAAGGUGGACACCGCUGUGAAUCGUUUCAGAGUCCUCCUACAGGACGGUACCAAGGCAGACCAUAGUAAGACUGGACAGAAGAAGGGUCUGAAGAUCAUCCAGGACCCAAAAUACCAUCGUUUUGGUAACACAGUGGACAUGGACUCUGCUCUGGAGACAUUUGUACCCCACAGCUCCUCUCCACAGCACAUAGAGGACUGCUGUGGCUGGUUCAAACAGAGGCUGAACGAGCUGAAUGAAGAACAAUACCACAUCGUGCACCAGCAUCAGGAGCAGGCUGCCAACUGCGUCGUGGGAAAUGUAGUAUAUGAGCGUAUGGCCGACCACGGCCCCAAACUGGGACCUGUUAACAGGAAAAACCCUCUGGUUACCAGGUAUUUCACCUUCCCAUUUCCCGAGAUGACUCUGGCUCAGGAGAUGGUCCUGAUGGACCAGCCGGACAAGUGUUGUCACUUCCUGGCUCACAACGGCUGGGUGAUGAGCGACGACCCGCUACGCAACUUUGCAGAGCCAGGUUCCAACGUGUACAUCCGUCGUGAGCUGAUCUGCUGGGGCGACAGCGUCAAACUCCGCUACGGCAACGGACCCGAGGACUGCCCGUACCUGUGGGCCCACAUGCAGAAAUACACCGAAAUCACAGCCAAAUAUUUCCACGGUGUCAGACUGGACAACUGCCACUCUACACCCUUACAUGUAGCUGAGUACAUGCUGGACGUGGCCCGAGCAGUGAAUCCUAACCUGUAUGUGGUGGCUGAGCUAUUCACCGGCAACGAGGAGCUGGAUAAUAUCUUCGUUACCAGGCUAGGGAUUUCAUCACUGAUAAGAGAGGCCAUGUCAGCUGGUGAUAGCCAUGAGGAGGGUCGCUUGGUCUAUCGUUACGGAGGAGAGCCAGUAGGAGCCAUGGUUCAGCCCAGUCUCCGCCCACUGAUGCCCUGCAUCGCCCACGCCAUGUUCCUCGACGUUACCCAUGACAACGAGUGUCCCAUACAGCUGCGUUCAGCUCUGGACUCUCUGCCCAGCUCUGCUAUUGUCUCUAUGGCCUGCUGUGCUACUGGCUCCACCAGAGGAUAUGAUGAAUUAGUACCACAUCAGAUCUCUGUGGUGAAGGAGGAGCGUUUUUACCCCAAGUGGAACCCCGCUGCACCCCCCUCCUCUGCUGGCGAGGUUGGACCUCAUACUGGCAUCAUCGCUGGGAAACUGGCACUCAACAAGCUGCACCAGGAGCUGGCUUCAAAGGGAUUCAUGCAGGUGUACGUAGACCAGGUGGAUUCAGAUAUAGUCGCAGUUACUCGUCACUGUCCCAACACCCACCAGUCUGUGGUGUCGGUGUGUAGGACGGCCUUCUGGAACCCCAAACACCACGAGUACGGCACCAGCGUCCCACCAAUGUUCAUCCCUGGGAAGAUAGAGGAAGUGGUGUUGGAGGCGAGGACAGUGGACAGGCAUGGUGGAGGCUACAAGAAGGACGGCAACUUCAUCAACGGCAUGCCAGAAUAUACAGUGGAGAUAAAAGAGCACAUACCGUUAGAGGAGAGUACACUGGUGAAGCAGGCUGGGGUGACGUCUAAAGGUAAAUCAGAGUUCGUGCAAGAAAUCUCCUUCCAGAAGUUAACACCUGGCAGCGUUAUCGCCUUCAGGGUCAGUUUGGACCCCAAAGCCCAGAAGUUGGUCGGGAUGCUGAGGUAUUUUCUGUCCCAGUUCAGCCCCAAAUACAAAAGAGGUAGUGUAGCAGAUGAGAACCCACCAGCUGCUCUGCAGAAACCACUGGCACAGCUGAUGUCCGCCCUGUCUCUGGCAGACCUGAACGUCCUGCUGUUCCGCUGUGACUCAGAGGAACAGGAGGAUGGUGGAGGCUGUUACAGCAUCCCAGGAUGGGAGACCUUAAAAUAUGCUGGACUACAAGGUCUCAUAUCAGUGCUGGCUGAUAUCCGUCCCCACAAUGACCUGGGCCAUCCUGUGUGUGAUAACCUCAGACAAGGAGACUGGCUGAUUGAGUUUGUCUCUAAUAGGCUGAUCCACAGAGGGGGACCACUGGCAGCGGUGGGUCAGUGGUUGGAAGCCAUGUUUCACUACCUGAAACACAUCCCACGUUACCUCAUCCCCUGUUACUUUGACGCCAUCCUGGUAUCAACCUACACCACGGCUCUGGAUGCAGCUUAUAAACUCAUGUCCAAUUUCGUCCAGAAAGGCUCGACCUUCGUGCGACACCUGGCGUUGGGUUCGGUCCAGAUGUGCGGCAUUGGACGCUGCGCCGCCCUGCCUCCCCUCUCCAUGAAAAUCGACGACGUCCCCUAUCGCAUCAGUCCAAUCACAAACCAGAAGGAGCAGUGCUGCGUCUCAUUGUCUGCAGGUCUUCCUCAUUUCUCUGCUGGGAUUUUCCGUUGCUGGGGCAGAGACACUUUCAUCGCUCUCAGAGGACUGAUGCUGCUCACUGGAAGACAUAUUGAGGCCCGUAACAUCAUCCUGUCCUUUGCUGGGACCUUGCGUCACGGUUUGAUCCCCAACCUGCUGGGUGAGGGUCGCUGUGCCAGAUACAACUGCCGUGAUGCUGUGUGGUGGUGGCUGCAGUGCAUCCAGGACUACGCUACCCACGUUCCCCAAGGCCAUGAAAUCCUCCGUUGCCCUGUCACACGCAUGUACCCGAAUGAUGACUGUGAGCCCUGCAAACCUGGAGAGGUGGAGCAGCCUCUGUACGACGUAAUUCAGGAGGCUCUGCAGCGCCACCUAGAGGGAAUUUCCUACAGAGAGAGAAACGCUGGAUCCAAGAUAGACAUGCACAUGAGAGAUGAAGGGUUCAACGUGGCUGUUAAGGUGGAUCCAGUGACCGGCUUUGUCAGUGGAGGAAACCGAUUUAACUGUGGCACCUGGAUGGAUAAAAUGGGAGAAAGUGACAGAGCCAGGAACAAAGGCAUGCCUGCUACACCCAGAGAUGGGGCUCCAGUGGAGAUAGUUGGUCUUAGUAAGUCAACUGUCCGCUGGGUUGUGGACCUCCAUGGCAAAGGACUGUUCCCUUACAAGGGAGCUAAAGUACACAGAGAUGGUAAAGAAGUGUUUAUCCCGUACACCCAGUGGAACGAUCAGCUCCAGCUGUCCUUCGAAGCAGGUUUCUGGGUGUCUGGGGAAGCAGGCGACCCCAACGAGAAGCACCCUGACCUGGUUCAUAAAAAAGGUAUCUAUAAGGACAGCUACGGAGCCUCCAGCCCCUGGUGCGACUAUCAACUGAGACCCAACUUCACUAUCGCCAUGACAGUGGCUCCAGAGCUGUUCACAGUAGAGAGAGCCUGGCACGCUCUGGAGGUGGCUGAGAAGAAACUACUGGGACCACUGGGAAUGAAAACACUUGAUCCUGAUGACAUGGUGUACUGUGGUGUCUAUGACAACGCACUGGACAACGACAACUACAACGUGGCGAGAGGCUUUAACUACCACCAGGGACCGGAGUGGCUUUGGCCUGUAGGUUACUUUUUGCGUGCUAAACUGUACUUCGCCAAGAAGAUGGGUAAAGAAACCUACACCAAGACUGUCACCCUGGUCAAAAAUGUUCUGUCAAGACAUUACACUCACCUGGAGAGGUCUCCAUGGAAGGGUCUGCCAGAGCUGACCAAUGAGAAUGGCCAGUACUGCCCAUUCAGCUGUGAGACCCAGGCCUGGUCUGUGGCCACAGUGCUGGAGGUCCUCUACGACCUGUAGAUGACCGUGACACGUCUGCCUCCCUGUCUUGCUAAUAUUGUACUUCCUGUUGUAGCCGUGAGAGAGAAAGAAGCUCAAUUCCAGAGCUUGAAGAUGCAGGUAGCUAGACUAGACUCUAGACUCCCAACACACACACACACACACACACACACGCACACACGCACACACGCACACACACACACACACACACACACACACACACACACACACACACACACACACACACACACACACACACACACACACACACGUCAUCAUCCUGAGAGGUUACUAUGCUGCAUUUAAGUCCCGUGGGAAAAAACUAAAAUGUUCAAGUGUUUGCGUGUUAAAGAUACCAUGAUGGAAUUAAUGUAACUUUAACAGUGUUAUCCUCAGAUUGGAAGUAGUUGAGCCAUUUUAAUACUUGACCAUUAAAUAACUAAUUAGCAAUAUUUCAGUAUCAAUAUCUGUUCUUGGUCUAUUUAAACCCAGGGUUACCUAGCACUCUUCUAAAGUAGUAUUAUAUUAUUAUAUUAGUAUUUAUUGCUGAAAGCUAAAAAUAACUGUAUUUAUCUAGGAACCUCAAAUUUCCCAUGUGACAUAAAUGCAGCAUUUUCCAGCUUGAGCCAUUACUUCAAACUUACACCAACUCCUGAGCUGAUUCAAUGUCAGUGCUCAUUUUUUUUAAAAAGUGGAACUUGAUAGAUUUUUAAACACAUUUUAAAGCACUUUGACCUCACAACCAGCAGCUUAACUAAAAGGGUCAAAAAAAAAAGAAGAGGAAAAUGUUUCUUAUUGAAUUAAAAUAACCUGCCACAGUCUGCAUUUACUGCUUGAAUCCUACCUCCUAACUGUCACAGCUCUGUCCUCAUGUCACUCGUGUCUCAACAUAAGGUCAACACACACUUACUCCAUAUUUCUGCUGUUAAAGUAUCUUUUCCUUGGUAUUGUCACUCUAUAGAGAUUCUUGAACUAACCAAGAUUUUACACAGUGGACACAUAUGCGAUAGCAACAUACAUGUUACAAGCUUAAUUGUUGUCAUAGGAAGUCUACAGUUUAGAUUCAGUUUACUGGACACACAUGACACAACUGUGCGAUUUUAGAAUUCAUUUAGAAUAACCUCCUGCAAAAAAUAGUCUUCCAGGUGUUUCCCUGUUUUCCCCACAAGCCUUAUAAUGUACUUUAAUGUUUCUAUCAUGUGCUCUGUCAUCAUUAAUCAAGCUGUGUAGUAUCAUUCAAAUAAAAGAAGCGGUUUUAGUGCAUGAACGUUGUUCUCCAAGUGCCAUGAAGCAGAACACUUCCAGUGCUUUGUGUUUUUAAGUGUCUGUAACCAAGAUGUAGAUCUCUGCUGGUGACCUUCCACUGUCUUAUAGUGAAAUAAUAGAACCGGUUAAAUAUUGUGUACCAGCUAACAGAAGUCACUGUGAUGUAUUGAACUUGUAUCACUUCUCACUUCUCACAGUCCUCUGACACACACUGCUGAUACGAUCGUAACGCAUCGUGUGGUCACUUUGAAGUCUUGUUUCUGUAAAACACUGAUGUGAUUUCAAUACUUGAUAUCCAACUGAAGCUGAGGUACGGUUACUUUGUUGAAAAGUUCAAAUAACAAGUAUAAGACAGCAGAGCAGAGCAGAGCAGUUGCCUGUUUUUAAGAUGUAGCACUUUCAGUUUUCUACUUUUCAACAAUGUGGUUUACUGACAGCCAGCAGAGCCAGUGAAGAAGCAACAUGUCCCAAAGGAUGAGUAAUCAUGUUGAGGUUAGAUGACACUUUAUGUAUCUUUUAACAGAGAUACAUCAAGUGAUAUGACAUAGAACAGUACAAAGUCUGUGAACUGAAACAUAAUGUUAGUUUUUACUUUAACAGUAUUAAAGGUUUUACUGGAUAGAUACUGGACACUUAAACGGUGUAGCCUCAUGACCCUCCCCCCACCCCCACCUCACUGUGACAUGCAUACUGUAGCCUAUGUGUGCCUGCCUUUACAUCAGUCUGUCUGUUGUCUGUAAUGUUGUUGUUCACUCUGUUUGAUUGGUGUAACUAUUGCCAUGGACAGAGCAAUGCUAAAUAAACUGUUACCUGACUUGA